UGCGAGAACCGCACCAAUACCCCAACGACUUGACAUAUAGAGAUGGAUCCUAUCAGUGUUGUAUCCAAUGUCGUCUGGCUUAUUACGACCGCUAUAUUGUUUCGCAACUAUGUCAAAGGAAGAGAAGGACUCCUUGACAGGCAGAAAUGGAAGAACAGUGUUCGCCUUGGUCCCAGCGGAAAGCGAUUCCACGGUGCCUGCGAUAUAGCACUUGCAGGAGAGUCGCGUUGGCAAUACCUUUGGGACGAUGAAGUGGAACUCGUACCCCAAGGCGAGACAACACAUCAUCUGCCUCCGCAGGACGAUCAGGGUAUACGACUAGUGGUGAUAGAAGUAGGAUCUGAUGGUUCUGAGGACACAUUUCCAGUUGCUACGGGGUUCAUGCAACUUUCUAGGGAAUGGCAACAAGCUUCCCUGGACGUGUCGUAUCAUGUCACAACGUAUGAGACUGCAUGGCCCGUUAAAGCCACAAGAUUCAUUAGAGUUUGGGAAGGAAACCAGAAGAGAUGCGCUCUCAUCAAAUGCGAUACGUAUGCACGGAAACAACCCAGCGAUGGUUUCCCAGACUUCUAUUCCGCAAAACAAAUCAGCAUAGAACUCAAGUUACUAGAUGCAUCUUACAUCGCCGUUCGAUCCAAGGACAACUGGAAGCAAUUAUUUCUGCUGCAGUUCCACCACGCAUGCUUGAAGCUCUUUAUCGAAUUCCUUAAUGCCUUGGAAACGGAUGAAAUCGACAAUGCAGAUGAUGCAGCCACGGAUCCCAGCUUAGCAGAGCUUCGACAAUGGAACUUGAAAACAAUCACCAAGCGGUCGUACGAGUAUCGAGACCUUGCAGAGAUGGGCCGCAAAUUGAUAUCCACCACGGAAUGUCUAAUUGAUGUAGCAAGAUCAAUAUCUCCAGUCGUCGAUUCGCCAGUUCAUGCGAAUAGGUUCAUGGCCAUUGACAUGGAAUUGCGAGGUUUCUGUCGGGAGGCAAACGAGCAACUUCAGAAAUUCUCAGACCGACUUGAUCACGAUCUCAAAUACCUUGAACUCGCGCGGAACAUCAACCAGACAAGGGGCGUUCAGCAACUGACGCUUCUAGCUACCAUUUUUCUACCUUUAUCACUCGCCGCUGGUGUUCUGAGCAUGCAAACGAGAUUCAAAGAUCUAGGAACACUGUUGUACGACUUCUUCGGCGUGGUGGUGCUCCUCGCGGCUAUCGUUCUCAUCAUCAUGAUCAUGAUGAGUCUUGUGUCUGUCGUGAAUGAACUGGAUACAACACCGACUAUGGAUUUUCUCGAGGGUCUUUCCGGCUCCUUCCUCCAUCUUAUUCUUUGUCGCGACCAUAGACCCCAACGUCCUCUCAACAUUGAGGACCGACCUGACGUCCACCUCCCUCCCACCUAUCUCGAAAACGCAAUCGGUGCGCUCAACUCCAGGGGCGACUUCACCCACGAGGCGUGGCAGAAAUGUCAGACAAAGCUGGAGGAGCUGAGAGACGAACAAGCUGAGCCGGGUGUAUUCCCCGUGCUUGAUGCGGUCGAAAACGCCUUCCGAGAGGUGGUAGUCGACUUGAAGGACGUUUCUGAGUUGAAGAAUGACGCCGAGCAAGACAUCAGCGUUCUCCUUCGCCCGGAGCUCGACGUACGAGUGAUCGAGACCUUUCGCACCGAGCUUGUCAAGGCGGACGAGAUCCUCCUUGGAGGAGCAACCAAUGAGAACGGCGAAGUGAUCGAGAGAUUCAUGGGGAUCGACAAGCUCUACACAGAGGUGCUCCCGCAGCUAGAAACUUUCCUUGCGGUUCAGAAUAAUGCCGGAAUAAUGAUUAUGAUGAUUUUGGAGAUCAUCAAAUUGCAGCAGGUUGUGGAGGAGAGUGGGGAGGGCCAAUGGCUCCAGCCACUCAAAGACACUCUCGGAGAGGCUCUAUACGAGCAAAUCGUACAAGCCGGGGCGGUUUGAUUGACAAGAAGAGCCUACGAAUUCCUAAUGGGACAAGGAACCUCAUUCAAAAGGAAACAUCCCGACCAAGUCAAGCUCGUAGACAAUACAUACAGAGCCACAAAAAGUCUCCCGAUUCAAAUGUAAUGACAAGACUUUGUAAUGACUUAAUCAGUGACCUUAUUAC
This is a messenger RNA of Fusarium oxysporum Fo47, 2107 nucleotides long. RefSeq lists its product as uncharacterized. The coding region runs from base 43 to 1941 and encodes 632 amino acids. The transcript has 4 exons. Lineage: Eukaryota; Fungi; Ascomycota; Sordariomycetes; Hypocreales; Nectriaceae. The record is from RefSeq and is a predicted model, not a curated record.